Messenger RNA from Nerophis lumbriciformis (worm pipefish), 546 nucleotides. Lineage: Eukaryota; Metazoa; Chordata; Actinopteri; Syngnathiformes; Syngnathidae. The record is from RefSeq and is a predicted model, not a curated record.
AUGAUGGAAGAAAUCGACAGAUUCCAAGUGCCUCCAGUCAACGGAGAGACGCAACCUUUGGAUCCAGCAGCCUCCUCCAACUCAGAAGCUGACCCCGAUACCAAAGGAGAGACUGUGGCUAUAAACUACAAGCCCUCCCCACUGCAAGUCCAAAUAGAGAAACAGCGGGAUCUUGCCAGGAAGGGAUCUGUGAAGAAUGGCACUGUGGGUAGUCCUGUCAAUCAACAACCUAAGAAGAAUGCUAGGACAAGGUUGGUUGUGCCAAACAAAGGCUAUUCCUCUUUAGACCAGAGCCCAGAUGAGAAGCCCCUUGUAGCACUGGACACCGACAGUGAUGAUGACUUCGACAUGUCCAGGUACUCGUCAUCAGGAUACUCCUCAGCCGAGCAAAUCAACCAGGACCUCAACAUCCAGCUCCUAAAGGAUGGCUACCGACUGGAUGAGAUUCCAGAUGAUGAAGACCUGGAUCUGAUCCCCCCCAAAGCGGUUAACCCCACCUGCAUGUGCUGCCAAGCUGCUCCCUCCACGGCGUGUCACAUCCAGUAG